This is a messenger RNA of Ustilago hordei, 726 nucleotides long. RefSeq lists its product as uncharacterized. Bases 1 to 726 code for a protein of 241 amino acids. The record is from RefSeq and is a predicted model, not a curated record. Lineage: Eukaryota; Fungi; Basidiomycota; Ustilaginomycetes; Ustilaginales; Ustilaginaceae. The transcript has 2 exons.
AUGUCACCUGAAGCAUUCAACAAUCUUGCCAUCCGACUCCAGCAAACAGAGGCUUUCUGGUGGAACUACAGCAGCUCAGGUGUGAUGUCUCUCAACAAAGUGCAAGAGAUUCUUUUGGUGGCUCUGUACAGACUUGGCCAUUCUGGAAAUGGAGGUGGUGAAUGUGAUGCUGCUUUGCAAUGUGGCUGCAGUGUUGGGAGCAUUGUUGGAUACACCAAUCACACAGUUGCUGGCCUCCUCAAGCUAAACAAUGAGGUCAUGCAGUUUGCUUUGGAGGGAGAGAGACAACAUGCUUCUGCCUGGGUGUGCGAUACAACUGGGGUUGAAGAGUGGGGUAAGGGCUGGCUUGUGGUGGAUGGCAUGCACAUCCCUCUUGCCUGGAAGCCAGGAGUGCUCAGUCAAGAGCACUUCUGCUACAAAGGCUUCCACAGCAUCAAUGUAGUGCUGGUGAUCCUGCCACACUCACUGCAGAUUGUCAAAUCAGUUGUUGGACAGCCUGGCAGCAUUCAGGAUUCAAAGGUUUGGGCCUCAGGCAGCAACAUCCUCAAGAAGCCUCACCUGUACCUUGAUGAAGUCCAAGUACAAGUCAAACAUGCCAUUGCAUACCUGAAGAACUGCUUCCAGUGCCUUACAGGCUAUUGUGGUAACAUCUACCAUUUCAAGGACCACAUCACUGCUGCCAAGAUGAUCCAAGCCUGCAUUGUUGCCCACACCUUUGCAAGUUGA